Messenger RNA from Drosophila arizonae, 1098 nucleotides. RefSeq names its product par-1. Lineage: Eukaryota; Metazoa; Arthropoda; Insecta; Diptera; Drosophilidae. The record is from RefSeq and is a predicted model, not a curated record. Gene Ontology annotation, biological process: protein phosphorylation; intracellular signal transduction; microtubule cytoskeleton organization. Gene Ontology annotation, cellular component: cytoplasm. Gene Ontology annotation, molecular function: ATP binding; tau-protein kinase activity.
AUGUAUAAAUCAAACGUUACAUCUACAACGGAAGAGGCAGCCAAGCCACGAGUUUUGCGUUUCACAUGGUCUAUGAAGACGACAUCGCCACUGAUGCCCGAUCAAAUUAUGCAGAAGAUAAGAGAAGUUCUUGAUCAAAAUAACUGCGACUAUGAGCAGCGCGAAAGAUUUGUACUCUGGUGUGUGCAUGGCGAUCCCAAUACGGAUUCUCUGGUUCAGUGGGAAAUCGAAGUUUGCAAAUUGCCGCGACUCUCGCUGAAUGGCGUUCGCUUCAAGCGUAUUUCUGGUACUAGCAUUGGCUUCAAAAACAUUGCGUCUCGCAUUGCUUUUGAUCUCCGUCUGUGACUUGACAAAACGCCUAAUGAUAGCUGCACAGCCACCACCAGCAACACCACCACCACCACCGAUGGCAGCGAUACGAAAACCACCUCCACUGCCAACUAUCAAAUGGCUGACAAAUCGUUGCUGCGUCGAUCAUUUAGUCAACAGCAGAGAUCAAACCGAUUCAAGAUUCGGAAUCGACCGAAAAAGAAAAGCUCAGGCGGAGGCGGCGGCGGCGGCGGUGGCGGAUUGCUGUUGUCGGCUUUUCAAGUAUACUUGCCCUUUCGAUCAAAGGAGGAGGAGCACACGAAAUCACAAAUCAAAUUUGAUGCGUUUCGCUCAGCCGAUAACGAAGACGAGAGUGAGGGCCAACGGCUAGAGUCAAUGCCCAGUAACAGCAGUAAUAUGGAAUCUCAAUGUAAAGACAACCAAGUGGCCAAUGAAGAGGGGGGUGAGUGUGGCGUGGUGGCAAUGGCUGGUGGCAGCAGCAGCAACGGCAGCGGCAGCGGUAAAGUCAGCAAAGGAAAUCGAUUUAAGAGAAACAUCAAGAAUACUAGAAGUCUAAUUGUGCGCAAAUUCACAUCAAACAACUCCAGCUCGAACUCCAACUCCAACUCAGCAGAGAAAAAAACAGGCGAGACUAACAACAAGAUGGCAGAGCAGCAUGCAAAUGCAAAUGUUAUGGAUAACGAUAAGCCAAACACCAAACAGAAAAAAGUAGCUAUGUUACGCACCACAACUCUCUAAAUAAUAAUAAUUAUCAUAAAACAAAAAACA